AUGGUGGCCUUAAAGCGUGUGAUUCUACAUAACGAGAAGCAAGAUGGAUUCCCCUUGACGUCCUUGAGGGAAAUUCACCACAUGAAUACGCGCUUCACAUCUUCCGAGGUCAAGAACCUCCUGUUGCAGCUUCUGCGUGGCGUGGCACAUUUGCACGAGCUAUGGAUCAUCCAUCGUGACAUCAAAAUGAGCAAUUUGCUCUACACCAACGCAGGCCGGCUCAAGCUCGCCGACUUUGGACUUGCUCGUUUAUACGGUGCCCCUCCCGCUCCUAUGACCCCCAAGGUGGUCACUCUGUGGUACAGGGCCCCUGAGCUAUUGCUGGGGUCGGAGACCUACGACGUGUCUAUUGACAUGUGGGCCGUGGGGUGCAUUUUCGGGGAGCUCUUGGAAUACAAGCCCCUGUUGCCCGGCGGAGACGAACUGGAGCAACUCAAAAAGAUCUUUGAGCUGCUGGGGAGCCCAAAUGAGCGGAUCUGGCCGGGUGUGGAGUCCCUGCCUCACGUAGCUUCGGGAAUGGUCUCGCUGCGUCCGGACAGGUACCCCUACAAUACAGUGGCCGCGCGCCUCCCGCGUUUGAGCGAAGGCGGCGUGGACUUGCUCAAUUCUUUCUUGGCAUAUGACCCACAAAAGCGGUUGAAUGCCACGGAUGCUCAGAGACACGCCUUCUUUACGAACGAGCGGCCAUUGCCUAAGGAAGACUCUUUGAUGCCUACGUUUCCGUCCCGUCAUGAUGAGAUGGAAGCCAGAGAAAAGGAAAGAGCUCGGCUUUCAGAGGGUCAAAAGUCUUCCACUGCCAUGUUGCUCAAGAAAAGGGACUGGGAGGAAGAGAAGGGUUGA
Messenger RNA from Nannochloropsis gaditana CCMP526, 840 nucleotides. RefSeq names its product cyclin-dependent kinase 10. The record is from RefSeq and is a predicted model, not a curated record. Gene Ontology annotation, cellular component: nucleus. The transcript has 4 exons. The coding region runs from base 1 to 840 and encodes 279 amino acids. Gene Ontology annotation, molecular function: ATP binding; cyclin-dependent protein serine/threonine kinase activity. Gene Ontology annotation, biological process: regulation of mitotic cell cycle; protein phosphorylation.